This is a messenger RNA of Chlamydomonas reinhardtii, 3982 nucleotides long. RefSeq lists its product as uncharacterized. Bases 148 to 3282 code for a protein of 1044 amino acids. Gene Ontology annotation, biological process: endoplasmic reticulum to Golgi vesicle-mediated transport; COPII-coated vesicle cargo loading; intracellular protein transport. NCBI's taxonomy places the organism in Eukaryota, Viridiplantae, Chlorophyta, Chlorophyceae, Chlamydomonadales, Chlamydomonadaceae. Gene Ontology annotation, molecular function: zinc ion binding; SNARE binding. The record is from RefSeq and is a predicted model, not a curated record. The transcript has 21 exons. Gene Ontology annotation, cellular component: endoplasmic reticulum exit site; COPII vesicle coat.
AUUGACGCAUACGCCUGUUGAGCGCGAAGCAAGUGCAACUGACACUCGUCCAACCUCUAGACCGGCGCAAGCAAGCCGUUUGAUCUGCAAACAUAUUGUAGCUAGCGGCGGGCGCCAGAGCCGCGUUUGGUUCUCGGUGGCGCAGCAAUGUAUAAUCAACCCGGAUAUGGGGCGCCCAGACCGCCCUUUCCACAAGGUGGAGUGCCCCCAGCGCCAGGGAUGAUGCUUCAGGGCGCUCCUGGGGGAGGCUUCCCGCCAGGGCCUCCGGGUAUGCCCCUGCCGCCUGGUAUGCCGCCGCCGCCGGGACCUCCUGGCAUGGCACCUCCGGGCAUGCCCCCGCCACCAGCACCGUACGGCAUGCCUCCCCCGCCUGGGCCGCCCGGCAUGCCGCCGCCGCCCGGGCCACAGGGAAUGCCGCCUCCGCCGGGCCCGCCCGCCAUGCAGCCCCAGGGGAUGCCGUUUGGGCACAGCAUGGGUGGCGCGCAACCUCCCCACCCGGGGCAGAUGGGCAUGCCUUCGGGCGCACCCAGGCCGCCCGCACCGCCGCCGCCGGGGAGCUUCGGCGGCGCACCUGGCAUGCCCCAGCCUGGCGCACCCCCACCACCGGGCAUGCCCGGCAUGCCGCCGCCGCCCGGGCCGCCAGGGAUGCAGCCGCAGGCCCGGCCGCCCGGCAUGCCGCCGCCGCCCGGGCCUCCUGGCAUGGCGCCCAUGGGGAUGCCGCCGCCACCCGGACCGCCGGGCAUGGCUCCGCCGCCGGGCCCCCCCGGCAUGGCGCCUCCGCCGGGCCCGCCCGGCAUGCAGCCUCCUGGCAUGCCUGGAAUGCCACCCGCUCCCGCCGGCUUCCACGCGCCCGGCGUGCCGCCACCGCCCGGCAUGCCUGGUGGGCCGCCGCCGCAGCCGGGCAUGGUGGGCAUGCCGCCGCCCAUGAACGCCGGCUAUGACCCGUACAGCGGCCAGCGCAUGAUGGAGCAGUUCGAGUCGCUGACGCUGGGGGCCGCCGGCCCUGGCCAGCCCGAGGGCGUUGACCCCGCCUCGCUGCCGCGGCCCGUGGGGGAGGCCCUGGAGCGGGCGCUGACGGCGCACAGCCCCGGCGACCCCGCCAACUGCUCGCCCGACAACAUGCGAAUGACCAUCAACGCCAUCCCAGUCAGCACCGCGCUCAAGGCCAGGAUGCCGCUGCCGCUGGGUGUGGUGGUGCACCCCAUGGCCGACGAGUUCUACGGCCGCCAGGUGCCGGUGGUGCAGCUGAGCAGCGCCGGCAUCGUGCGCUGCCGCCGCUGCCGCACCUACAUGAACCCCUUCAUCCAGUGGACGGACGCGGGGCGCAGGUUCAAGUGCAACGUGUGCGCCAUGUUGAACGAGAUCCCGGUGGAGUACUUCUCCAGCCUGGACCAGAACGGCCGCCGCCGCGACGCCGAUGAGCGGCCCGAGCUCAGCCAGGGCACAGUGGAGUACGUGGCGCCUGCGGACUACAUGGUACGGCCGCCCAUGCCGCCCGUGUACUUCUUCUGCAUCGACGUGUCGUACGCGGCCGUGGCCAGCGGCGCCGUGGCCACCACCGCCGCCGCCAUCAAGGCCUGCCUGGACCAACUGCCGGGUGACGAACGCACGCUGGUGGGCUUUCUCACCUUCGACAGCUCGCUCCACUUCUACAACCUCAAGGCCAGCCUGACCCAGCCUCAGAUGCUGGUGGUGACGGAGCUGGACGACCCCUUUGUGCCGCUGCCAGACGACCUGCUGGUGAACCUGCGGGAGAGCAGGCAAGUGGUGGAGGCGCUGCUGGACGCGCUGCCCAACAACUUCGCCGGCACGUCCGUGGUGGAGAGCGCCAUGGGGCCGGCGCUGCAGGCUGCCUUCAUGGUGUCCAGCCACAUCGGCGGCAAGCUGUUGCUGUUCCAGUCGAGUGUGCCCAGCCUGGGCGUGGGCCGAGUCAAGAACCGCGAGAACCCCUCCGCUUACGGCACGGAGCGCGAGCCGGGGCUGCGCAACCCUGACGACCCCUUCUACAAGCGCUACGCCGCAGAGUGCAGCCGAGUGCAGAUCACUGUGGACGUCUUCGCCAUGGCCAUGCAGUACACCGACCUGGCCAGCCUGGCCGCCAUUCCCCGCUACACCUGCGGAGAGCUGUACUACUACCCCGGCUUCAUGGCGGCACGUGAUGGCACCAAGCUCACGGCAGAGAUCACACACAACCUCACCCGACCCACCGCCUGGGAGGCCGUCAUGCGCGUGCGCUGCAGCAAGGGGUUGCGCAUCAGCGCCUUCCACGGCCACUUCUUCAACAGGUCCACCGACCUGCUGGCGCUGCCAACGUGCGACCCCGACAAGGCCUUCGCCAUGGAGAUUGCGCACGAAGAGGGUGUGGUGCAGCCGGGCUUCGCCUACGUGCAGUGCGCGCUGCUGUACACCAACUCCAACGGCGAGCGCCGCAUCAGGGUCCACACCAUGGCGGUGCCCAUCGUGUCGGAGCUGGCCGACAUGUUCGCCGCCACGGAUGCCGGCGCCAUGACCACCAUGAUGGCCAAGCUGAGUGUGGAGAAGUACCUCUCGAGCCGGCUGGACGAGACGCGGCAGUCGCUGCACGCCAGGCUGAGCGGCGCGCUCAAGGAGUUCCGCAUCAUGAACGCCAACGCGGCGCUGCGCACGCCCAACAAGCUCAUCUUCCCCGAGACCUACAAGUACCUGCCCAUCUGGACGCUGGGGCUCAUGAAGUGCGCCGCCUUCCGCGGCGGCGCCAAGGAUGUGAACGCGGACGAGCGCAUCGCGGUGGGCCACUUCCUCAUGGCCGGCGGCGUGGAGGCCGUGGCGCGGCUGGCCUACCCCACCGCCUAUGCGCUGCACGACCCCUCCGGGCCCUGGGGUAUGGAGCAGCAGGACGGCUCCGUGCCGGUGCCGGCGGCGGUGCCGCUGUCCGCCGCGGUGCUGCAGGACGGCGGCGUGUACCUGAUUGACACCGGCCGCGUGUUCGUGCUGUGGCUGGGCCGCGCCAUGUCUCCGCAGUGGUGUGUGGAGGUGUUUGGCACGGACCCCCUGUCGCUGCCGCAGGACACCAGCGCCGUCACGGUGGAGCCGGGCCGCGACACGCCCAUGUCCGGCCGGGUCACCACCCUGCUGCGCGCGCUGCGGGCGGGCCGGCCGCUGCACCAGCAGGUGUUUGUGGUGCGGCAGGGCUCCCCGCUGGAGCCGCACGUGCUGCCGUACCUGGUGGAGGACCGCUCGCCCUCCACGCAGUCCUACACCGACUACAUGGUCAGCCUGCACAAGGCCGUGCUGGCCAAGUAGGCGCGCACGCGCCGCGUGUGGGCGUGGGUGUGGGUAUGGUUGGGUGCUGGGCGGGGGUGCGGUGUGCGGUGGGCCUGGUGCAAGGGUUGUGGCGGUCAGCCGUUGGGCGCUCGGGGGUUGUAAGGACCACGCGGGGCGCUCGGGAGUGGGUAUGGGUCGGGAGAAGUGUUCGGGUUAUGGGGUUUCGUGCCUGUGGAGGAAGGAUGUGGCAGGGCUAGAUGGCAGUGGAGGCUGGCAGGGGAGGAGCUCGACGUGUGCUGCUGGGUAUCAGAGGUUGAGACUUGUGGUGCCCAAGGAACUUGGCGGAAGGGCGACCGUGAAGCUGCUGGCACUGGGAAGGUCGAGGAACGUGUUCACGGCUUUGGUGAGGCUGGAUAAGGCACCGGUCAGAACAUGGUUCGUGGCGGUCAUGGUGUGUGAGGCGCGCCAGGGGACGAGUCUGGGUUAUAUGGACAUGAGCUGGACAUGCAGCGAGAGAAGUGAGAGCCGGGUCUUGUGAGCUAGAGUUUGAAGCAGGCCGAGCUGAUUUCUAUGAAGAACCGCGAAUGCUAGUGUAUCUACGCUUUGUCCACCUGGUGGUUAACGAAGGACUAGUGGACCGCCGGAUGCUCCCAAGCCCAAUGGGGCAAGGUGCACGUUGCUGUGAGUCACAGGUCCCCCACUCCGCUGUCACCUAUCUGGUUUUAACAGCCUAUUCCAG